AUGCACGUAAAGAAUUUAAUGGCCUUCAACUCUGCACAACAACAUCUCCGAAGAUAUUAUUCUGUCAAGCUGUUCGGAGAGAGUAAAAAAACAAUACCUGUUUGGUUUCCACUCUACAGAAUGAUUUAUAAAUUACAUCAGGCAUGUUAUCCUCCUUCCCAACGCAAGGAAACAAAUAACAUGAUGAGAGAAAUAUUUAAAGAUUAUAUUGCGAGAUAUAAUUCCAAAUCAAUAACGUUGGAAGAGAAAGAAUUAUUAUUAGAGGACGCUAAAGAAAGCGUAAUAUCUUACAUGGAAAAUUUAAGAAAGAUGUCAAACGAUGGAGGUGAACAAAUUGAGUUGCAUUCCCCACAAUUUUGGGAAAGACUUUAUUCAAAACUUUAUUCAGAAUACACAGAAAAGAAGAAAUCAAAUCCACAAUUGAAAAUUUCUGAUUUCAUUGAAAAUGACAAAUACCUCAAUAGAGAUUGGUAUGGGCCAUUUAGUGUGGUGAAACCUCAUUUACAACCUCUUUUGAAGUCACUUAAGAAGAAUUCACAAAUUUUAAUCUUGGGAAAUGGAAUUUCAAGACUUCCCUUCGAAAUUUACAAAAUGGGUUUUACGAACAUUGUGUGCACAGACAUUGCAGAGCAAGUCGGUAACAUGAUGAGACAAUAUUCGAGCGAGGUACUUGGAGAAGACAACUCGAUCCAAUUCGUGACAAUGGAUAUUAAAAACAUGGAAUCAUUGAAAGAGAGUUCUUUUGAUUUGGUCAUUGAUAAGGCAGUUCUUGACUCGUUGUACAUGGAAGAAGAUGAAGCUGCCUAUCUAGAAGGAGAACUUGAUAAGGGAGUACAAAAUGUGAAAGUUGUUCAAAAGCAAGUACUCCGAUUGUUGAAACCAACAUGUAAAUGGAUUGUAUUUAGCCAAUAUGAUUAUUCAUUAGAACCUGAAACAGAGGAAGAGCGAGAACAAGAAUUGUUAUUAGCUUUUGAUACUAGUCAAUGCAAAUCUGUAGAUGUCUCUGUAGAUUCCGAAGUAGGCAUGUACAUUUAUACCCUCACCAAAUAA
Messenger RNA from Naegleria lovaniensis, 1050 nucleotides. RefSeq lists its product as uncharacterized. The transcript is spliced from 2 exons. Lineage: Eukaryota; Heterolobosea; Eutetramitea; Acrasida; Naegleriidae. The coding region runs from base 1 to 1050 and encodes 349 amino acids. Gene Ontology annotation, molecular function: S-adenosylmethionine-dependent methyltransferase activity. The record is from RefSeq and is a predicted model, not a curated record.